Messenger RNA from Haliotis rubra (blacklip abalone), 1494 nucleotides. RefSeq names its product putative ankyrin repeat protein RF_0381. The transcript is spliced from 2 exons. The record is from RefSeq and is a predicted model, not a curated record. Lineage: Eukaryota; Metazoa; Mollusca; Gastropoda; Lepetellida; Haliotidae. Gene Ontology annotation, molecular function: protein binding. The coding region runs from base 1 to 1494 and encodes 497 amino acids.
AUGGACCACAUCUACACCUACAUGGGCCACAUCUUCAACCACGUGGACCACAUCUACACCCUCAUGGACCACAUCUACACCUACAUGGACCACAUCUUCACCCACGUGGACCACAUCUCCACCGACGUAGUAAUCACUGCCUAUGUCUCUGUCAGGAUGUCCUGUACCACCAACAACGCGGAUCUGUACGGUGCCUGCUGCUCGGGGAGCGUGGAUGAAGUCACUCGCAUCUUACGGCGAGAUGGAGUUGACAUCAACACCCGGUGGUCAAACGGCAGGACACCAGUGAUGGCAGCAGCAGAUGGCCAGCACGUGGACGUGUUUAAGCUACUCCGCCGGAAGGGAGCCGAUCUGUCGGCAGUGGAUGAAGACAAUAACACCAUUCUGCAUAUUGCUUGCGUCAGAAAUAAUCUCAAAAUAGUCAGGUUGAUUCUCUCUGAAGGAACUAUUGACAUCAAUGUAAAAGGCAAAAGCAGAUUGACGCCGGUGAUGUUGGCAGCACGUCAUGGGUGCAAACACGUCUACUUGGAACUUGUAAACAACAAACACUGCGACAUGAGACUUGUUGGAGAUGACGGUGACAACCUUCUCCACCUGGCAUGUCUUAAAGGCCAUCUGUUUAUUGCUGAAGAUCUGCUCUCACGUCGGAUAUUCAAUAUCAACUGUAGAGGGAACUUGGGCAGGACACCGCUAAUGAAGGCAGCGUGGACGGGUUCCAAACGGAUUUUCGACCUGAUCAUAGAGAAAGGAGGCCAGACGUCGCUGCUGGAUGACAAGGGGAUGAACAUCCUCCACGUGGCCUGUGCUGGAGGAAAGGUACACAUUGUACAGCAUAUCCUCUCAAAACGCAUUGUGGGCAUCAACAGUAGGAGGAAUGAUGGAAGAACGCCCUUGAUGGUUGCUGCAGAGUAUGGACACAAAGAGGUGUACAACUUACUCUUACGAGACGGAGGAGACAGAUCUCUGGAAGACGUUGAUGGCAACAACAUCCUCCAUGUGGUGUGCAGGGGCGGUAACGGGAGUAUGGUGCAGCACACAUGUGACAGAAACCAGCGCAGGGCCCUCAUCCAUGGCACGGACAGAAAGGGGAGGACUCCUCUGAUGGCGGCAGCCGAGACAGGGCACAAGGAGGCCUUUGAGGUCGUCAGGCGUAAAGGAGGGGACAUCACCAUUAGAGACAGCUUUGGGAACAAGCUUAUUUAUGUUGCCUGUGUGGGAGGGGAUCUACCAAUGAUAAUGCACAUCGCUUCACUGGAUGUUACGGAAGGACUGAAUGAUAGGAGGAUGUUGAUCCUUGCGGCAGAGAGUGGCCGUAAGGAUGUUUUCGAUUUUCUUAUGGGUGAAGGAUGCGAUUUGUCUCUUGAUGAUGAUGAAGAAGAUACUGUGUUCCAUGCAGCCUGUCGUGGGGUCAUGUGGAUAUGGUGGAAUAUGUACUCUCAAGGUUCAACUUUGACGUCAACAAAAGGGGGAAAUACAAAGGGCGAACUGCCAUGA